GACGCCUUCAGCAUGGAGCUGCUGAGACUCCCCUGACCUCCCUGCAGACCAGGAGCCCGGCUGAAGACCCACCGGCAGGUGAUCGUCUUCAAGGUCACAAUGGAGGACUUUGAAUACAGCGUGGAGAUCUGCGAUCGGGACUGGGAGUGCUUCUUCGCCGAGUGUGAGGAGUGUAACCUGCUCCCUCCGUCUCUGGCCGGACUGGACGACUCGGGAAUGAGCGACAUGGACGACGCCGGCUCCGUCCUGGCUCAGAGGGCUCGGAGAGCGGAGCCGGCCGCCUGCCUUCCCGUGACGGACCGGCCCAUCGACGGACCCCCGGACUGCGAGGGCUCGCCGGUCGAGCACUAUCUCAGUAGGCACGGCGUCGGCGGACUGGAGAGCGUCCUCUCGGGCAGCGAGGAGGACAUCCACCUGCGGUCCGUCAAUUUGUUUUUCGAGGGGUUGAAAGGUCUCGCAGAGGGUAAGCCUCCUGAGCCAGGAAAAAACAGAGAGGUGGAGGAGGAGGAGGAGGAGGGGAAGGGGGUGUGUGGUGAUGGGCGGCGAGCCAGCUGGAAAUCUGAGCCAAAAAACAUCCCCGAAUUAAACUGUCUGCCUGCCAAGGGUGAAACAGCAGUUGGCAAGGAGACGAUGACGCCUGGAGGCACAAUGAGCCACACGAACACACUGACAGGAGAGGUGUGUGAGAGCAAGACUUCCAGUGAACCUGCUCCCCCACAAACGCACUCUAGCUCAUCAGAUAGAGCUCAGUUAUCGAACACGGGAUCAAUGAGCGGGGCGACGCAGUGGAGUCGGUCCGACUCUGAAGCGGAGACGUGCCUGACGAAGGGGGGAGGGUUGAUGAGUCCGCUCAUUGGCAGUGAGAGGUCUGGCACCGAUCCAACCAGGAAUCCAGAUGUUAAAUGGAAGGAAAACCCAGUGUGUUCCCGGUCAGAGCCGGCGAGCCACGAGUCUGCGGCCUCCGUCAAGAAGAGGCGGAGGAAGAAGCGGCGGCUGAGCGAGGGAGGGCCGAGUUCAGCCAAGCAGAGCGACUCCGACGAGGAGAGAUACUCAUCACCAGGAAGUCUGGGUUCGCCUGACGCCGCCGCCUCGUUUUAUUCAAAUGAACCGCAGAAAAACGGAGAAGGAAGUACACGGUGUUCCACCGCAGGUACAGGUGAAACACCUGGCAGCGGGUCGACGCUAAGCAGCAGCGCUAACGGAGGAACACAUUCACAAGAAUCCCUUUGUUCGUCCGUCUCAACUCCAGAUCAGAUCAGAGAGAAUGGAGGGAAAGACGCGGACGUCGCGACUCUCCACCAGCCUGAGCCAAACGGAAAGUGUCAUUCAGCAGAGGUCAGGCCGGUCGGUCCCUCCGAGGGCCGCUGCCAAAACGACAGACUAUCCGCUGCUAAGUCAGGAGUGGCAGCCGAGGCUGGAAACUCUGGCGAAGGCCGGAGCGCGCCGCGUCAAACUGAGGCUGAGCCCCAACAACAGCUGGAAAUCCACUGUCACAACACGGACCGAGGCAGCGCUCUGCCGGAGAAGGUCUGCCCUCCUCCGUCUGCCAACGGCGCCGUCGCCUCGCCACUUCCUCAUGCUAAACCUCAAUUAAAAGGCGGAGAGCAUCUGUUCCUGAAUGAGGCCUCAGAUGAGGUUUUGAAUGAUGGAAGCUGUGUGUCCAGUUCACUAGAGGAAAGGAAAGAGGCAGAUGUUUCACCAGAAGGAAAUGCAAAAGAUUCUCCAGUGAAAGCGGAGCUUUUAAAGAGUAACCAUGAAGACUCGCCGAGUGUUUCAGACGUCACACGCGUGUCGUCCGCCCGUUCUCUGGAGUCCAUCAUGUCGCUCUCUAAUGAAAACACCACCGACUCGUCAGCCAGCUUCAGCUCGUCGGUCAGCGAGGGAAAAGAAGCAGCAGAUCCUGAAGGGGGAGAUCAGAAGUGUGAUUUACUGGGUGGAGCGGAGGAAAGCAUCACAUCUCCACCUGAGAGGGGGAAAAACUCAGUGUUUGCCAUUUCUUCCUUUUGGAGCGAGAUGGAGAAGCUGACCAUCAACGACAUUCUGGGUUUACGGUUGAUGAGCGGAGCUUCUCCGCCCGGCUUCCUUCCACCCCUGCAGGAAAGUGAGGAGACCGACUUGUUGACCAUCGAGGACGUUUCCAGCGAUCCCGCAUGUGUGGAAUCGAACUCUCUGGAUCUGUCUCCUCUGAAAAGUGUCACGUGGGAGAACGAGCCCGUCCUGCUGAGCCAGAGCGCAGAUCUCUACCCGGGCAGCGCGACCCAAACUCCUCCGACCAUCUUCGCUGUGAAAGGCCACAGAAAGCUCUCCAAAAACGUGAGCGUGCACAAUCUGCACGCUCUGGAAUCGGAGUCUCAGACGUUAGACGGAGAGAAGGCAGGGCGCUUCACAGGAAGUGUGCCGGAAGGAGACGAAGGUGUGACGGCUUCACCGCCGUCUCUGGCUGACAGCUACAGCUUCUCCCUCACAGACAUAUUUCAGUACCUCUUCAGUGGGAAACAGUCUCUCCAGACCCAGCCGGCUCCCGAGAAUCCAGUCUACUCCUGUGGAAACUCCGUUCCCGAGUCGUACGAUCACUUCUUCUCAGAGUUCGACACAGAAAGCUUCUUCUACCCUCUCAUCGCAGCAGAAGAUCAGGAAGUCCCCAUCUUCUCCUGCUCUCGCUCGGCUAACCAAAACCUGCAGUUUCCAGAAGCGUACGAUUAUUUCUUCAAAUCCUCUUCGUCCGACGAUUCCUCGGACGAGGACGAGGACUCGGGUCCUGUGAGGGUGGUGACCAGGUUCAGCCGGAAGGCCAGCUCCUCUCAGCUCUCCACAGACAUUUAUGACAACUUCUUCACCGAUCAGGAGGACUUCUUCUGGAACACGACCUUCUCCUUCAGGAACGUUAACUUUCCGGCGUCGACAGUCCAGAGGCAGGGAUCGAACCCGGCGUCUCUGGUUCCCGUCAGACAACACAGAACGUCUCUUCCAAGAGCCGCUCGUCACCUCAACGUGCUGGGACAUCAAGACGUGAUGUUUCCCGACCCGCUGCUCGGCCACCUGGAGGAGAGGAUCUCCAGACAGCUGGCACGGCGGCCGUUCACGCUGGAAGACCUGCAGACCGUCGUAUCCAAUCCAAGGCUGGACGCCCCCUUCCUGCCCCUCAGGCAGUCAGACAUGUGCAUGGUGUGCAUUGCGUUCGCUUCCUGGGUGCUGAAGACGGCGAACCCGCAGGUCGGAGACGCCUGGAAGGCCGUUCUGCUGGCAAACGUAAGCGCUCUGUCUGCCAUCCAAUACCUGCGUCGAUACGUCAGAGUGGAGGCGGCGACCGGCGACACCGAGCAGCCUGAACCCUGAGCGCUCUGGAGGAAACACGACACAGAUGAUGUGUUUCUACAUGCUCAGCUUGUGACUGUAAACUCAGAAUGCUCUGAUGAAACAUAAAAAAGACCAAAAGGCAGACUGAAGAUCGUGUGGAAGCAGGUUUUACGUUUGUAUGAUGGAUGUUUAGAAGAGUGCAGUGAACAGAAGGUGUGAGACUUUAGAGUUGAGAUGGUAAAAGGAGGAUCUCUGGAUGCACUGGAAGGCUCCUUUCAGCCUGUCUGCGUCUGUUACAAUUAUUCUGAGAAGUUUUUUUUAACCUAAAAGCAGUUCCUCUUGGAUUGUUAGGCCCCUUUCAUAGACUUACGUAACGUCACCCACAGCGUUCCCUAAACCGCAGGACGUCUCCGUGAUGAACGUUUGAAACCGAAUAUAAAAAACAUGAUAGGUCCAGCCUGUCACGUGACCGCAUCACGUGGACAGAGGAGGCGCUGUGAUAGGGAAAUUUAUGCAAAACUUUUGACUCAUAAAAUAAAAUCUAUAGAUGAGUCAAGGGAAAAUCAGAGUCUGGUCAAGACGACAGGGUUGUAGAAACUAUUGAUAGAGACCAGAACAUGUUCUGAAACCGGGCGCUCUUUUUGAAACCAACAUCAUCGCCCCCUGCUGGAAUUUCCCCGGAAUUACAGCUCUUCAGCACUUCCGCAUUAAUGUCACUUUUUAUCAGUGGAGGUUGGCGUCUGAUGAAAAAACGUCGUUUUUUUCAUUUUCGUUUCAGAAAAGCUUCACAUUCACACUGCAACGCUUUGAAAAUGAUGUAGUUUUCCUGUUGCGCCAUCAGUGGAGUUUCAUUUCCUCCGAGCAAUAUCGUUUUCACUUGAAAUGUUAACGCGGCCUUGUGGGGUUUUGAAACAUUUUUGUACGUAUCAUAAUUUUUCUUCUGAUCUGAAGGAAAUAAGUGAAAAUAAGCUGUUUUCACAAGAAAAAAAAAACUCAGUGAUCAACACAGCAUGUCAAUAAUCUCAGGAUUAUUAUGGCAUUUCUAUGAUAAGCAAUGGGACGUUGUUCUGUGCCAGUGUCAGUUUUGUAUGGUGUAUAGAGUAUUUAAUGAAAUAUGAGGUUAUUUAUGGAGGCCUGUACAGCACUGUGAUGGAGAAUUCUGUUGUUAACUUCAGUAAAGGAGAAUCACCCUG
Messenger RNA from Salarias fasciatus (jewelled blenny), 4490 nucleotides. RefSeq names its product PPARGC1 and ESRR induced regulator, muscle 1a (gene perm1a). The transcript has 4 exons. Gene Ontology annotation, cellular component: nucleus; cytoplasm. NCBI's taxonomy places the organism in Eukaryota, Metazoa, Chordata, Actinopteri, Blenniiformes, Blenniidae. Gene Ontology annotation, biological process: response to muscle activity; regulation of DNA-templated transcription. Bases 100 to 3336 code for a protein of 1078 amino acids. The record is from RefSeq and is a predicted model, not a curated record.